Cucurbitaria berberidis CBS 394.84 is the source of this 480-nucleotide messenger RNA. RefSeq lists its product as uncharacterized. The annotation marks the transcript as partial. The record is from RefSeq and is a predicted model, not a curated record. The transcript has a single exon. Lineage: Eukaryota; Fungi; Ascomycota; Dothideomycetes; Pleosporales; Cucurbitariaceae.
AUGGAUGCAUACGUUUGUUCCAAAGCUAAAGUCCCUAAAAGACUUUAUCGCAUUAACUAUCCAGAAAGCCAAACAGUGUUCUCUAGCACUACGGGGUUGAGCGCUGCAGAUACGACCAAGAUUUUUAGCGCCAAUGACUUGACCGAAUUUAAGCAGGCCAUAAGAAAUCAGUUUACGUGGGAUUUCCGGGGUAGUCCGCCAUUCAUUUCUCUCUUCUCCGACCGCGAGCAUGCUGAAAACUGGGGUUGCAAAGAGCCUUGGUGCGGAGAAGGAGGCCCAGUAGGCAAUCGGUCUCUACAUGUGAUCGAUACAACCAGAUUGGAAGGGACGAGUUACUUGUUCAAGCUUAACAUAUUGAUGGAAGUGCUUCAUCUCAGUAUUCCUGUAUGCGCCGGGGAGCAUAUCCGGGGAGCCUACCUGUGCCUUCACCACAUUCCUAGAACGGCAAUCGUGGAGACAAUGGACUGUAAACAAGUCAAA